ACGCAAAAACAUAACCUUGAAACCUUCGACGGCUUCGACCGGUGGCAAUUAGAUCAGUUAGAUCAGUAUAAGAUCAGUUAUAUUUGAAUUGAAGCGAUUUAUCAGAUUUCAUCCACUUUGCAAAGGUGUGAACUGGUGUGAGCUCGAAUUGCGAGGAUGGACGAGGAGAUGGACGCUGUAAACGAAGAAGCUUCUCCGGGAGGAGCUUCAGACGGGGAAGAGAUGGUAACGAGCGAAACGGAGGAGAAAGCCGACAAGGAAGCGGCAGACACCGAGUCCGAGAGCGAUGACGACGACGACGAGGAUGUCAACGAGAAGGAGGUGAAAGCCCUGGAGGCUUCCUUGUCGACGAACCCGUACGAUUAUGCCAGUCAUGUAGCCCUGAUCAACAAACUGCACGCGAUGGGCGAGCUGGACCGUCUGCGAGCCGCCAGGAACAAUAUGAGCAACAUGUAUCCGUUGAGCCCUGAGCUCUGGCUCGUUUGGAUAAGCGACGAGGUCAAGUUGGCGACCACCGACGAGCAGAAGGCUGAGGUGGUCGAACUAUGCGAGCGAGCUAUCAAGGAUUACGUAUCUGUGGAAGUAUGGUUGGAAUAUCUACAGUUCAGCAUCGAAUAUAUGGGCAAGGAUGAGGAAAAGGUCAGCAAAGUUCGUCAACUCUUUGAACGUGCCCUGACCACCGUUGGAAUGCAUAUCACGAAAGGAGCGAUAAUAUGGGAAGCGUAUCGCGAAUAUGAGAAUAUGAUACUUGCUUGCCUGUUGUCAUCGGACGAUACUGAAAAUGGAAGAAAGAAGGCUCAGUUGGAACGCAUCCUCAAUUUGUUUAAACGUCAAUUAUCUAAUCCUCUUUUAGACAUGGAUAAGACGUACGAGGAAUACCAAUCGUGGUGUGCAAAGUAUGGUACGGAAGUAGACACUGAUGAGAAGUCCGUAUCAAAGUGCUAUAAACGGAGUUCUGCAAAAUUGACGUCGUUCCUUCCUUAUGAAGAGAAGCUUGUCUCUGUACAAGGCCAAAGUGAACUGCUUGACGCUUACAAAGGAUAUUUACUGUACAUAAAACAAAACAAUUUAGAUCUUGUUACAAUUCUAUAUGAAAGAGCAAUAACCGAUCUGAGCUUAGAAACGUCAAUUUGGUUGGAUUAUAUCGCUUAUCUAGAAAAAGUAUCGAGGCUUGCGGAUGUAUUGGAUCCAAUUUAUCAUAGAGCGUCGAGGAAUAUUCCAUGGUGCUCGACAGUUUGGCAAAAGUGGAUGAGAUCGUGUGAGGAAUGGGACAAACAUAUAUCAGAAAUUCAAAAGAUAUUAGAGAAUGCUUUGUCCGCUGGUUUUUCAACGGCAGAAGAUUAUCGCAAUCUGUGGAUUACGUAUCUCGAAUAUCUGCGGCGCAGACUCGAGCAAUAUCCUGACGAAGAGAGGGAGAAGUAUCUGGAUGUUAUUCGUAAGACGUUUAACAGAGCGUGUGAGCAUUUGGCCAAGUACUUUGGCCUGGAUGGCGAUCCCAAUUGCGUUAUCUUGCAAUAUUGGGCGAGAUUUGAAGCGAUACAUGCAGAUGAUAUGGAACAAGCUAGAAGAUUGUGGGCUGAUAUUCUUUCACAAGAGCAUUCUGCAACAGCUUCUUACUGGUUGGAAUAUAUAGUGUUAGAAAGAUGUUAUGGAGAUUCAAAGCAUCUAAGGAAACUGUAUCAGAAAGCCUUGAGUUCCACGCAGGAUUGGCCAGAAAGUAUAGCGAACUCAUGGAUAGAUUUUGAGCGUGAUAAAGGAACUUUAGAGCAAAUGGAGUUCUGUGAAGCGAAAACGAAAGAGAAGCUCGAUAAAAUUAUGACAGAGAGGCAAAAAGCGCAGCAAGUUCUUUCUCAGAGUGAAUCAUCCACGCAAGAUAAAAAAGCGAGUAAAAGAAAAGCAGAUGACGGCAAAUGGAAAAAUUUAGGAAGUUCCCCAUCGAAAAUUGUAAAAACUGACGUGCGAGUGAAACCAAAAUUACGAGAAAGUAUCUUGAAAUUUGUUAGCAAAACGACGAAUGAUCGAGAGGAGGCGAAGCCAGAAGUCGCACCACCGCCCGGUUAUAAAACGACAGAUGAUGAAGAUACGGAUGAUAAAGAUAGUCAACAUGAAGUAGACGAUAGUAUUACAGUUUUUGUCAGUAAUUUAGAUUACACAGCGACCGAAGACGAAGUGAGAGAUGCUCUAAAACCGGCUGGACCGAUAACGUUAUUCAGAAUGAUUAAAGAUUAUAAGGGACGUAGCAAAGGAUACUGCUAUGUACAAUUAAGUAGCGUAGGAGCUGUGGAAGAAGCUUUAAAAUUAGAUAGAACACCUAUAAGAGGACGUCCUAUGUUCGUUUCAAAAUGUGAUCCUAACAAGAGUACCAGGAGUUCAGUAUUCAAAUACACUUCUACACUUGAAAAGAACAAGCUUUUUGUUAAAGGACUUCCACUUACGCUGACAAAAGAGGAAUUGGAGGAGAUAUUUAAAGUUCAUGGAGAUCUGAAGGAAGUUCGCCUAGUUACUUACCGUAAUGGGCACUCGAAGGGCUUGGCUUACGUUGAGUAUCACGAUGAAGCAACCGCUGCGAAAGCUCUUUUGAGCACGGACGGUAUGAAGAUUCAGGACAAAGUGAUCAACGUUGCGAUAAGUCAACCGCCCGAUCGCAAGAAACCUCAAGCGGAGGAGAACGGAGGACAGGUGAAGUCAUUAGGUGGAACAUCGACGAGCCGUACAGCAGUCGGCGUGCCCAAGACUUUGCUGUCUAUGGUUCCCCGUAGCAUUAAAAAGAAUAGCAGUAACGGCAACGCAGCUCCGGAUAGAAAUACGCAGUCGAUGAGCAAUCAGGACUUUAGGAACAUAUUUCUCAAUAAAAAGUAAAACUUGCUCUAUCA
This is a messenger RNA of Temnothorax curvispinosus, 2873 nucleotides long. RefSeq names its product squamous cell carcinoma antigen recognized by T-cells 3-like. Gene Ontology annotation, biological process: RNA processing. The coding region runs from base 157 to 2859 and encodes 900 amino acids. Gene Ontology annotation, molecular function: RNA binding; protein binding. The transcript has 6 exons. Lineage: Eukaryota; Metazoa; Arthropoda; Insecta; Hymenoptera; Formicidae. The record is from RefSeq and is a predicted model, not a curated record.